This is a messenger RNA of Mytilus californianus (California mussel), 5059 nucleotides long. RefSeq names its product transmembrane protein 68-like. Bases 89 to 1045 code for a protein of 318 amino acids. The record is from RefSeq and is a predicted model, not a curated record. The transcript is spliced from 9 exons. Lineage: Eukaryota; Metazoa; Mollusca; Bivalvia; Mytilida; Mytilidae. Gene Ontology annotation, cellular component: membrane. Gene Ontology annotation, molecular function: acyltransferase activity.
CUCACAACAUCCGGAUGGCUUUGCGGUACCUGUAAUACCCUAAUGAAGGAGGACUGGUUAUCUCUCUUGGUGUACAGUUGGCCACACAAUGUUGAAUGGAACAAUACCAUAUCUAACAUAUGUCUGGGAAUCUAUUGACAACCUUGACAUUCAUUACUGGAAAUGGGUAUUAUGGGUACUGUACCCAAUCGUCAUAUCUUUCCUGUUACCAUUAAUUAUUCUAUUGUUUUUCUAUGGAAUGGCUUUGUUUCUACAUGUCCAUAACUAUCGACAUCGCCUGCGGGAAGCUUACAGCCAAGACUUUUGGGAUGGAGCAAGAAAGACAGUUUCAGCCUUUUGGGAUGGUCAGGCAAGAAUUUGGCAUGGUUAUGAAAUUGAAGGGUUGGAAAAGAUACCAAAAGAAGGACCAGCACUCUUGAUAUAUUACCAUGGUACCAUACCAAUAGAUUUCUACUACAUUGUAGCUAGGUGUAUGUUAGAAAAAAAUAGACAUAUACGAGCUGUUGGGGAUAACUUCUUAUUUCACAUUCCAGGUUGGAGACUGUUGAUGGAAGUAAUGAGAGUUACACCAGGGACCAUACAGAGUUGUGUUAAUGUUCUGAAGGGUGGUCACCUUUUAGGAAUUGCUCCAGGUGGUGUAAGAGAAGCCUUAUUUGGAGAUGAAUAUUAUCCAGUAAUGUGGGGUAAUCGUAAUGGAUUUGCUAAAGUAGCUAUCCAAGCUAAUGUGCCAAUAUAUCCAGUAUUUACUCAGAAUCUACGUGAGUCUUUCAGAACACCAAGAAUUGGAAGAAGUUGGUUAAGAAGAUUAUAUGAGAAAACUAGAUUACCAAUAGUCCCAAUUUAUGGAUUUUUUCCUGUAAAAAUGAAAACAUUUAUUGGAGAUCCUAUAUAUCCAAAAGAAAACAUGACUCCUGAUGAGUUGGCAGAACAGGUUAAGGAGUCUGUCCAGAAGCUGAUAAAUACUCAUCAGAGAGUCCCAGGGAAUAUACUUAAAGCUUUGAUUGAUAGGUUAGGGUUUGACUUAUCCAAACCAAAACAAAGUUAAAGGAACAACUGUGUUUUUUUAUACUCAGGGUUUUUGAAUGAUCUUUGUUCAACUGUAGCAUUUGUAUAUUAAUGGUGCUAUAUCUGAUGGUCGUUAAAUGUGGUUUGAUGCUUUAAAAGACAAAAAAGUAACUUAAUAUUAUUUAUAGAUGUGUUGAAAACACUGAGAAAAUGCUUUCUCAUCAGGUGUUAAAAUUAUUAAUUGAAAAAUUAAAAUGAAAUUAUGUUGAGAUGCAUUGGUAGACAAAGAAACAAAUUGGUCAAAAAGAUUUUUCAGUCAUCCUUUUGUUAUCUUUUUAAUGAUUUUAUAGAGUAACUAGAACAUUUGUGCUAUAUCAAUAGGUAGUUAAUAAAAGUACUGGUAAUGUUGAUUCACUGUCACCUAGCAAACAAACAAAAAGAAAUCAAUUGUUCCUUGUACACUGUCAAAUAAAUAUGCUGUAUAAAAAUAUAAAUCAGGAUGCAUAAUCAUGGUAGAACUAAGAAGUUGGUUGAAUGAUAAAAUCAUGUAAAUAAAUAUUAACUGAAGUAAUAUAUUACAUUUUAGAGAAAGGAGUUAACAUAAGGGUUUUUCCAAGUACAGCAGAUGAAGGAAAUUUAAGGAAAUUUUUAAGAAAUGUCAAUAAUUCAAAUAGAUAUUGGCAGGUAGGAUUACAAGGUUACAUCAAAUUAGAUUUGUAACUGUUUGUAUAGUCAAGAACUGAUGGAUUUAAAGCUAAGAUCUUAUUGUGUAGAUGCUUCAUUGAACACACAAGUUAAUUAUUUAGAGGUGAAUACAGUGAGAUGUAAUAAACAUGCUUAAAUAAGUGUUUUAAUAAAUUCUUUAGAGUUUGUAAGUAUGAAAUGUGAUCAAGGUUAGAAUAUUCUUACCAUCAGACAAUCUGACAAAGAUAGUGUUUUUCAUUUGAAAUUUUAUUGUGCAGAAUAUCAUGCAAUUCACAGCAAACAUUGUUUUCACACAUGUUGAUAUAAACAAGCUACAUAUGUUGCCAAUCAUGUCUUGUAAUGGAUAGAUAUGAUUUUUGAAGAUAACUUAUGAAAAGCAGACAUUUAUUUACAUGGGACCCUAAAAGUGAUCAACUUGAAAAAAAAAUCAGUCUUUCUGGACUUUGAUGUUAGUCUUUCAUUCAAAUUUAUAAAUGAUUAUUAUAUAGAAUUAGUGCUUAUUUAUAUAUUUAUUCAUUCAUGUUAUUGUGAAUGUGUUCUUUUUCUAAUCUUUAACAAAAGCUAUUGAUAUUAUUGUUUUGGGAACAAGCUGGUUGUUUGUUAUUUAUUGAUAUUUCAUUUGACAUUAGUAAUAUUAUAAUUUUGAUGAUUUGUUUGGUUUUGUAUAUAUAUAUACAGUUUAUUGUCUGUUUAAUAUAAAGAAUAGCUGAUGGAAAUGUUAUCUGAGUGCUACAUAGAAACCUUAAACAUUAACAAAUGCAAUAUUUGAAAUAGAAUACUUUGUACUUAUUGAAACAAGAUUGUGCAGUAAACGUAAAAUACUUCCAGUAAUUUGUUGUCAGGUUUAUAUGAUAGCAGACCUUCCAUGAUAAAAGUAUAUAAUUGAUAAGUUAUUGUAAUUGAACAAAUCUCAAAAAUAUCAUGAUACCAUGGUGAAACACAUCAGACUAUUGUUUUCAUCUACAUCUCAUUUUUUAAAUGAAUCAUAUAUGAAAUAUUUAUUAGUAUAAACACUGCAAUACUGCAACUGUAAUUGUAUGAAUACAGUGCACAGAUUUUGAAAGCUCACAGACUUUAUUUUACAAAAUUUUACUGUACAUUCUGAUCAUAUUUUCUUUUCUUAAUUUUUGGGAAAAGAUUGCCUAUACCAUUAGUUCUGAAACUCUUACAGCAACCUUUAUGUGCUUUAUAAUUUUUUUUAUUAAGUUAUCCUCCUUUUUAUAACUCAUAUUUCCUUCUUUAAUCAUCAUCCUUUCAUCAUCUGCUAGAUUAUUAGUAUGCUUAGUAAUUUAUAAAAAUAAAUAAUUACUAAGCAAGGGAAGUUAAAACUUGACAUGUCUUUGAACUCUUCUCACACCAUAUAAGAUAGGAUCAUGAAAAUUGGUAUGUAAUUAACAGGAUAAGUAUUGUCUGUGUUGUAUGAUAUGGAAUUUUUACAUUAGAAGUGAGACCAGAAUCAUGGGCAAAAAUGACUUUCAGGUUUUCCAGUAACUAAUUUAAUGCUGAAAAGUGUUUGGUGUAAUAGCAAUAUUUGAAUCAUAGCUUAAAUUAUGUAUAAGAAUUAAGCAGAUAAUGUUGGAAAUUUUCUAUGUCCCCUGAAGGCAUGUUGUUUUAAAUUGAUACUAUCAGUAUAACACUGGCACUUGGAUAUGUAGGAUGGCUGCUCUUGCUAUUUAUAUAGAAAUACAGAAUGAACUAUUUUGAUUGAAAUCAUGGGAUAAAAUGAAAGUAUUUAACUUUUUGUUUUAGAUUCAGCUCUACUUUGAUGCAUGUAUGUAAUCAUCUUCAUGAACAAGUUUCAUAUGAGAUUAAGUUAUGAAUGCAAUUUAUAUCCACCUCAUGGAGCAGGAUUUGCUUACCUUUCUGGAGAACCAUAGAUCACCCCUGGUUUUUUGUUGGGGUUUGGAAUGCUCAUUCUUUAGUUUACUAUGUAACUUUAUAUGGACUGUUGUUCGUCUAUACUUGUUUUUAGCUCACCUAAUCUUAAAGGGAUAGUGUGAGCCUUUGCAAUCAUUUGGCAUCAGCCAAUUUUCGUCAUCUACCAUUAUCUUUUACCAAAACAUUUCUCCUCUGAAACUACAAGCCAAAUUAAACCAAACUUAGGCCCACUUUUUCCUGGGGUAUUUACAUUUAAAAAUAUAUACAGUUGAUCCCACUGUCCAACUUACAUAGUUACCAAGGUUAAAAUAGAAUAUAGGGGGGUAUUGUCUAUUGCAUGAAGACCAUUAUAGAUAAGAGAAAAUCCGACAACAGCAAAAAAGUUCAAAAUGUCAAGAUCUCUAUACUGUCUAUUUCAACCAAAUAUGUUGGACAACUCAAUAUUGAAGAUAUUGCACUUAAUGAUGAUUUGUAAAGCCACUAAUUGAGAUGCCCUUCAUUUUACCAUUGUACAGGUCUUUUAGUUAUUGUAGGUUAUUUUUUUCUUAUUAUAAACAAUUGAUUUAUUAUUGCUAUAGAUUUAAUAAGAUACAAAUUUUAUAUACUGAAAAAAGUCAAUACAUCUUGAUGACCUGAAAUAAGUAGAAUUGCAGUUGUUGGAUAAUGUAACCAUUUGUAAUUGCUUCUGACUUUAGUUAUGCCAAUAUGGUGACCUCAGGCUUUGUCAUCACUUGGCAUCUGACAGCAGUCAACCUCCAUGGAAUAUAAAUUGAACUAUCUUUUUAUAAUCUAUUUCGGUAACACUGAAAUAAGCAUUUUUUACUGCAAUAUCAAAGUAGUGUUAUAUACCACCUCGGUGGUCUUGUGGUAGCAUGUUCGCCUCGAGUGCAGGAGGUCAUGGGUUCGAAUCCCAAACCAAAGACUUUAAAAUUGGUAUUUGCUGCUUCUCCGCUAAGCAUGCAGCAUUAAGGAGUAAGAGCAAAGACUGGUCAGCUCGGAGUCAGAAUAAUGCGUCUGUAUAAGGUGACAUGUCUUCCUGCGGACGGUUACCUUGUGAACUAGCAUGCUAAAAAAUCCAGCUCAGCGUGUCGGUCUAGUACAAAACAGGGUUAAUAUUCAUAUAACAUUAACAUGUUCUCAUUCUGAAUAUGCAUAUUAAUUUGCCUCUGGACGUUAAGCAGCCAUCCAUCAUCAUCAUCAUCAAAGUAGUGUUACAAGGUGCUAUAACAAAUAUACAUUUGAAAAGAAAUUUUUUUCCAAGAUAUUUGCCAAGUACAUGUACUUUAAUGCAAAUUUUCUAAAAAAUAAACGUUUAAUUUAGAGUACUAAUCUUUGCUAUUGAGAAAAUAUUGUUACAAUGAGGUGGAAUAAUAUGUUCAAUUUUCAUAAGAUACAUUUUAAGUGACUCGUGUACAAAUCAAUGUUAUAUCACAUUUUCAGUUUUGUUUUGAAUAAAAAUAUUGAAAAUGCA